CGGGGCGGGGGUCGGUGCCGCUUUACGGCCGGCAGGAGGUGCCGUAAAGCGUGCGCAGCUGGCUUUGCGUCAGGGCCGGUGGAGAGAUUGCUUUUGAAAGGUGUCUGACAGCUGAGGAGACUGAAGUCCUCUCUCCACAGAAAAGGUAGAGGCAGCAGCAGUGCAAACACCCCACCAAUGGGCUUCAACUUCAUCAUGGAGGCACUAGCUCAGUUGAGAAAAGGGUAAAUAAUCACACAAGAAUUAAGUGGCUAUGUUCAGUGAAAUAUGAAAAAUGGCCAAUCCUUUAAGAGGUGAAGUGCUGAAUCUUUACAAAAAUCUGCUGUACCUUGGAAGGGAAUAUCCCAAAGGAGCAGACUACUUUAGAAGCCGUUUGAAGGCAGCUUUCCUAAAAAAUAAGGAUGUGAAAGAUCCAGAAAAAAUUAAGCAACUAAUUAGUCGUGGAGAAUUUGUUAUAAAAGAGCUAGAGGCCUUGUAUUAUCUCAGAAAAUACAGGGCUAUGAAACAGCGAUACUAUGAGGAUGACAAUAAGAAUAAGUGAUGUGUAAUAUUAUUGACCCUGUGCUUGUAACAAUACAGAUUAGUGGCUGGGAUGAAUGAAUAAAAAAGAAUGGUUAUGUUAAAGGCAAUGAGACUUAAAUAUUUCCAAACCAAAGGACAUAUUUGAUCACCAUGUCAGUGGCUACAUUACUACAUUUCAAGUGGCUAUUUUAAUUAUUUGAAUAUAAAGUUCUGUGGCAUGCAGAUAUGAUCUUAAACUGAUAGCUUAGAGGCUUUGUCCACCAUUGUGAUCUAUCCUGAACUGAAGCUUGAUGCACAAAAAUGCUCUGACAGAAAGUUUAACCUAAUUUGGUUCCUCACUUAAUUUUCUUCACUGAACAGACUAAUUUAAAACUGAAUGCAGAUCAGAUAAGGGCUAUGAAAAAAGCUGUCGAUUAAUCGCAGUUAACUCAGGCGAUUAACUCAAAAAUUAAUCGCGAUAAUCACAUUUUUAAUUGCACUGUUAAAUAGAAUAGCAAUUGAAAUUUAUUAUUUUGGAUGUUUUUCUACAUUUUCAUAUAUAUAUAGUAUUCUGUGUUGUAAUUGAAAUCAAUGUAUAUUUUUAUUACAAAUAUUUGCACUGUAAAAAUGAUAAUAGUAUUUUUCAAUUCACCUCAUACAAGUUACUGUAGUGCAAUCUGUCGUGAAAGUGCAACUUACAAAUGUAGAUUUUUUUCUUACAUAACUGCACUCAAAACCACAACCGUGUAAAACUUCAGAGUCUACAAGUCCACUCAGUCCUACUUCUUAUUCAGCCAAUUGCUAAGCAAACAAGUUUGUUUACAUAUACAGGAGAUAAUACUGCAGUCUUAUUUACAGUGUCACCAGAAAGUUAGAACAGGUAUUUGCAUGGCACUUUUGUAUCAGACAUUGCAAGGUAUUUAUGUGCCAGAUAUGCUAAACAUUUGUAUGCCCCUUCAUGCUUUAGCCACCAUUCCAGAAGACAUGCUUCCAUGCUGAUGAUGCUCGUUUAAAAAAAAAAAAUGCAUGAAUUAAAUUUGUGACUGAACAGAGUAAAAUGGAUUUAUUUGGGGUUUGGAUCCCAUUGGGAGCUGGGUAUUGGAGACAGGAGUACCCGCUGAGUGGUUUUCAGUUAAAGCCUGCAGCUUUGGGGAUGUGGUUCAGACCCUGGGUCUGUGUUGCAGCUGGCCAGUAUGUCUGGUUCAACAAGACAGGGUUCUGGGGUCCCAAGCUGACAGAAAACAAGCUCAGAGGUAGUCUCAGCACAUCAGGUGACAGUCACAAGGGAGUCUCUGUGACCGAACUAGUCACACCCGGGAAUGGUGGUUGAAGCAUGAAGGAACAUAUGAAUCUUUAGCGCAUCUGGCAUGUAAAUGUCUUGCGACACUGGCUACAAUAGUGCCAUGAAAAUGCCUGGUCUCACUUUCAGCUGACAUUGUAAACAAGAAGCAGGCAGCAGCAUCUCCCAUAAAUAUAAACUGGUUUGUCUGAGCGACUGGCUGAACAAGAAGUAGGACUGAGUGGAUUUGCAGGCUCUAAAAUUUUACAUUGUUUUAUUUUUGAAUGCCUUAUUUUUGUACAUCUACAUUUGUAAGUUCAACUUUCAUGAUAAAGAGUUUGCACUACAGUACUUGUAUUAGGUGAAUUGAAAAAUACUAUUUUUAAUUACAAGUACUUGCACUGUAAAAAAAACAAGUGAGCACUGUACAGUUUGUAUUGUUGUAAUUGAAAUCAAUAUUUGAAAAUGUAGAAAACACCCAAAAAUAUUUAAAUAAAUGGUAUUCUAUUGUUUUAA
Caretta caretta (loggerhead turtle) is the source of this 2296-nucleotide messenger RNA. It is a transcript of the gene ETFRF1, whose product is annotated as electron transfer flavoprotein regulatory factor 1. Lineage: Eukaryota; Metazoa; Chordata; Testudines; Cheloniidae. Gene Ontology annotation, biological process: respiratory electron transport chain. The record is from RefSeq and is a predicted model, not a curated record. Gene Ontology annotation, cellular component: mitochondrion.